Messenger RNA from Scatophagus argus, 8831 nucleotides. It is a transcript of the gene pcdh7b, whose product is annotated as protocadherin 7b. Gene Ontology annotation, biological process: homophilic cell-cell adhesion. Bases 925 to 4689 code for a protein of 1254 amino acids. NCBI's taxonomy places the organism in Eukaryota, Metazoa, Chordata, Actinopteri, Scatophagidae. Gene Ontology annotation, cellular component: plasma membrane. Gene Ontology annotation, molecular function: calcium ion binding. The transcript is spliced from 3 exons. The record is from RefSeq and is a predicted model, not a curated record.
CUGCAAUAUCAUUUGUGAAUCCCUCUCACAGUGCUGCAGAAAGGGGCUGCCAACACAUGCGGCGCGUCUGCAGGUGAGGGAACAGGCUGAAUAUGCUGGACACACUGAGGAAAUCCAACCAACGUUUCCUGAAAACCACGUCGGAUGUACAUUUUUAAUUUUUGUUCCCGUUUGAUUUUUUUUUCUCUUUCUAAUACAACCUUUUCAGUAGGCUGUGCAUUGUGGAGUUGACUUGCAAAAGCAGAGAGUAACUAUAUGCCUACUGGCUGCAAGUGACUUGGAGGAAGAGAGUAGAGUAGGCAACCGGACAGGUAAAUUGCCUCAUAUUCACAUCCUCAUGUCCGGAGAGUUGACAGGCUCCGCGCACUCGGCACUCGCCGUAUGACGAGUUUGGAAACUGCGCGGCAUUUAAAUGAUCCUCUGACAUUUGUGGACAUAUCGUCGGGCAGAGGAAUAUUGCAGCCUCACCCACAAAGGAGAUUCUACCCACAAACUGUGAGUAAAACGACAGGAUAUGGAAUGAAUUUACUUUCUGGUGAUAUGAUGCGCGGACAAUAACAUUUCGACUUUUACGCGCAUGAAAUUCAAAUAUUUGUGGCACCACCCGGAGCGCACUGAGCUUCUUUCGGGUGUUCCCUUUUCACUGCCUUUUUAAUAUUAUUUAAAUAAGGAAAGAGCUACUGUCAUCCCGAGACAGAAGAGGGAAAGAAGAGAAGAGACGAAAGCCCGUGCACUUGCUGCUUUUCGCCGCAGCAGGAGCGAUGUAGGAAGUCGUCCGGAUGAUGAAGUCUCACGCAUCCCGCAACAGAGGGUUUUGCUCUUAAUGAAAACGAGAUUUCUUUUACAAUUUCGGACUCUUCCGCAGUGAUUCAAUUUUCUGACAUUCUUUUCCAAGUCUAAGUGGACAUUUUUCAGUGGAGAACAAUGAGGACUACUGGUGCAGUGGACUAUUUGUACUAUUGCAUGCUCAUCCUGCAGCUCGUGCAUCUGCCCGCUGCCAAGCAAGUGCUUCGCUACCGUUUGGCCGAGGAGGGACCCGCCGAUAUCAGAGUAGGGAACGUAGCCGCCGAUCUGGGCAUUGUUGCCGGGUCCGGCGAGGUGACAUUCACUCUCGAAUCAGGCUCAGAUUUUUUCAAAAUAGACAACAUAACAGGUGAGCUCACCACCAAUGAAAGGCGCAUAGACCGUGAAAAAUUACAGCAGUGCCAAAUGAUAUUUGAUGAGAAUGAGUGUUUCAUAGAUUUUGAAGUGUCAGUGAUUGGACCAGCCCAAAGCUGGGUCGACCUCUUUGAGGGAAAAGUCAUCAUAUUAGAUAUAAAUGAUAACACCCCGUCUUUUCCUUCUCCUGUCCUGACACUGUCUGUGGAGGAAAACAGACCCAUUGGAACCCUUUAUCUGCUGCCCACAGCCACAGACAGAGAUUUUGGCAGAAAUGGAAUAGAGAGAUAUGAGCUUAUCCAGGACAAUGGAGAGAACUCAAGGCGCUUGGGCUCUUCUGGGGAUUCAUACUCGGGGAAGAGGAGAUUUGAGGAAGGCGCAAGCAGGAGCAGUGUCUUUGAACUGCAAGUUGCUGACACAACUGAUGGAGAGAAGCAGCCUCAACUCAUCAUUAAAGGGGCCCUUGAUAGGGAGCAGAGAGACUCCUAUGAGCUCACAUUGCGUGUUAGGGAUGGAGGAGAUCCACCUCGCUCGUCCCAGGCCAUUCUUAGAGUGAUGAUCACUGAUGUGAAUGACAACAGUCCGCGGUUUGAGAAGAGUGUGUAUGAAGCUGACCUACCUGAAAACAGCUCCCCUGGUUCCCCCAUACUGCAGCUCAAAGCGACUGAUGCAGACGUGGGGGUUAACGGUCAAAUCGAGUAUGUGUUUGGGGCAGCCACAGAGUCCGUAAGGAGGCUACUGAGGUUGGAUGAGAGUACCGGAUGGCUGAGUGUGUUGCACCGCAUUGACCGUGAAGAAGUGAGCCAACUGAGAUUCACAGUAAUGGCCCGUGACCGAGGCCAGCCACCAAAAAUGGACAAAGCCACUGUGGUGCUGAACAUCAAGGAUGAGAAUGACAAUGUUCCUGCUAUUGAGAUACGGAAAAUUGGACGCAUUUUCUUGAAAGAUGGGAUAGCCAAUGUGGCUGAGGAUGUGGUGGUGGACACACCCAUUGCCUUAGUUCAAGUGUCAGACCGCGACCAGGGGGAAAAUGGCAUUGUGACCUGCACAGUCGUAGGAGAUGUGCCCUUUCAGCUCAAACCGGCCAGUGAGAUGGAGGGUGAGCAGAAUAAAAAGAAAUAUUUCCUCCACACGUCUGCACCGUUGGACUAUGAGGCCACACAGGAAUACAAUGUGGUCAUAGUGGCUGUGGACUCUGGAAGCCCCAGCCUGGCAAGUAAUAACUCUCUUAUUGUCAAAGUGGGCGACACUAACGACAACUCCCCUGUUUUCAGCCAAAAUGUUGUAGAGGUGUCAUUUCCAGAAAACAAUGCCCCUGGCGAGAGGGUGACAACAGUGGCAGCCAUUGACGCAGAUAGUGGGAAGAACGCUGAAAUAGCCUAUUCCCUAGACUCAUCAGUAAAUGGGAUUUUCUCUAUCGAUGCAGACAGUGGUGACAUCCGAGUAAACACCAUUCUAGACAGAGAGCAAACGGAGCGCUACGAAUUCAAAGUGAUAGCCAAAGAUAAGGGCAUAAACACCCUUCAAGGCUCUGCAACAGUGGUUGUCCUUGUGGCCGAUAAGAAUGACAACGAACCAAAGUUCAUGCAGGAUGUGUUCACCUUCUAUGUCAAAGAGAAUCUCGAGCCAAACAGCCCAGUUGGCAUGGUUACAGUUAUUGACGCAGAUAAAGGCCAAAAUGCAGAGAUGAGUCUUUUCAUUGAGGAAGAGGAGGACAUAUUUUCAAUUGAGAAUGACACUGGGACUAUAUUCUCUACACUGUCUUUUGACCGAGAGCAGAAAACUACAUACACGUUCCGUGUCAAAGCUGUGGAUGGGGGUGACCCUCCCAGAUCUGCCACUGCCACAGUUUCACUCUUUGUCAUGGACGAAAACGACAACGCACCAACUGUCACUUUCCCAAUUAACAGCUCCUACACCCUUCUUCCUCCCUCCAGUAACAUCAGAACAGUUGUCAGAACGGUCAUAGCCACUGACACAGACACUGGCAUCAAUGCGGACCUGAACUACAGCAUCAUUGGAGGAAACCCCUUCAAGCUGUUUGAGAUUGAUGGGGGAACCGGGGUCAUUUCGCUGGUGGGGAAGUUGGAGCAGAAGCACUAUGGCCUCCACAGACUAGUCGUCCAGGUGAAUGACAGUGGCCAGCCUUCACAGAGCACAACCACACUAGUGCAUGUGUAUGUUAACGAGACUCUUUCCAAUUCAACAGUGGUGGAGGCCCAGGUGGCUAAGAGCCUGAGCACGUCUCUCAACACCAACAUUGCUGGUGACCCCAACUAUGAUCUAAGCAAGCAGCGGCUAAGCAUUGUAAUUGGUGUAGUUUCAGGCAUCAUGACAGUCAUUCUCAUUAUUCUAGUUGUAGUCAUGGCCCGUUACUGCCGUCCCAAGAAUAAGAAUGGCUACGAGGCUGGCAAGAAGGAUCAUGAAGACUUCUUCACACCACAGCAGCAUGACAAGUCCAAGAAGCCCAAGAAGGAUAAGAAGAAACAAAAGUCCAAACAGCCACUUUAUAGCAGUAUCGUCACUGUAGAGGCUUCAAAACCCAACGGGCAGCGCUAUGAUGGCGUCAACGAGAAGCUGUCGGACAGUCCUGGCAUGGGCCGCUACCGUUCAGUCAACGGAGGGCCAGGGAGCCCAGAUCUAGCCCGGCACUACAAGUCCAGUUCACCACUCCCUACUGUCCAGCUUCACCCGCAGUCACCAACAGCUGGUAAAAAGCACCAGGCAGUUCAGGACUUGCCCCCUGCCAAUACCUUUGUUGGCACCGGAGAUAACAUUUCCCUUGGAUCUGACCACUGCUCAGAAUACAGCAGUCAAACUAUCAACAAGUACAACAAACAGCCGUUUCGCCGAGUGACCUUCUCGGUGGUGAGCCAGCCCCAGGACCCUCACCAGCAGGGAUCGCUGCAGAGCUGCUACGACAGCGGCCUGGACGAGUCGGAGACGCCCAGCAGCAAGAGUUCGUCGGGCCCCCGGCUGGGCGCCCUUCCCCUGCCCGAGGACAGCUACGAGAGGACAACGCCGGAUGGCAGUGUCGGUGAGGCAGAGCACAUGGAAAAUGACGCCCGGCCAUUGCCUGACGUAGCCAUGACUGGCAAGUGCACCCGGGAAUGCGACGAGUACGGCCACUCGGACUCCUGCUGGAUGCCUGUGCGCACGUCGCCUGAGCGACGGCCAUCCAAGUCAACCACCACCCCACAACAACCAAAGCUUUCCACCUUCAUGAGCGGCAGCGGCAGCAGCAGCGCAGAGCAGCCCGGCAGCCAAGAGACCCUCGCCAUGGCCGCCAUGGCCAACGGAGACCCCACCACCACUCACAUGAUGGGCGACCGCAAUCGCAACCUGCUCAACAAGAAGAUGGCUUCCUCCUCCUCCUCCUCUUACGAGGCCUUUGGCUCACCCUCCUAUGGCUCGCCAGGAAGUGGAGAGGAGGUGCUGGGCCACCCCACUGAGGAGAUCCCUCUGGCACCUACUGGGGAGUACAAGCCCACAUCCUGUGGUACUCUGACGCGACGGGAGGUGUACCUGUGAGCUGGGAGGGUUUGACGUGCCAGCUGUGCCACAACAUAUGGCAUAAAAACAGUGUAGUUGUUGCUUACCACCACCGUUACAGCUCUAGAAGCUUUUAGCCACCCUUGUUCUACACAAGAGAGGACUAAACCUUCUCCAAAGACUUUUAGGACAGCUCCUUAAUGAAAAAUCUAAGUGGAUAUAUAUACAUAUAUAUAUAUAUAUAUAUAUAUAUAUAUAUAUGUAUAUAUAUAUAUAUAUAUACAUAUAUAUGUAUAUAAACAUAAUACCAUUUUUUAAAGUGCUAAUUCCAGCCAUUACUUGGGAGAAAGGAGGAGGAGGAAAAACUGAGGGCAGUGAUGUGACUUGGGAUGAGGCUGUUCUACUUGCUAGUCGGGUUCUUGGGACAUGAUCUGCUGCCUGACAGUCAAUCUGUACAAUAAUCCACUCAUUUUACAUAUACAGUACAUGCAUGCAUUAACCCCUUGUCCCCCAUGAAGGCCCCAUUUCCCGAAGAUGACACUGUAUAAAAAGAGACUAUUUCGUUUUCUGCGUUUUUCUAGUGACAGUUGUACAUGUGACUAUUUUGACUUCAAAGUGUGUCUGGUUAUGCCUUUUUUUUUAAAUUUCAGAACAGUGGAACACUCUGACCACGAUGCUCUAUAUACUGGACAUAACGGUCGCUAUCAUACUAAGCAGUUUGUGGAUUCCGUCAUCUUGACUGUUUGUGAUACAAGUUGCUAAAUAGCAGACCAAAACUUGACCAUACUCAAAUCCUAUAAAGGACGGGAAAGACUAAGCUUUAAACAGGCAGCCCAGAAAACAACACUUGUCUCAGUCCUCUCUUGAAAGGGAGUUUCUGGAACGUAAAUAGGAGCCAGUGGAAUUUGCUGCAACAAAGCGUUCUUCAGACCACAAAACCGCUGGUGUACUACGAUGAACAUACAAUGGUUGAUUCUAACAUACCAGUGUGUACGCUCUUCACAGGUGAAAAGUCAGUCAUUGUACAUAAACACUGGACAUAAACACAGCAGCAAUGCCAACUUCUCUCAUUCCCCUUUUGUCUUACUACCCUUCCUCAGUAUCUUGUUGUCUUUGAUUGGUAAGGUUGAGACCAAAACCUUCUGAUGAAAUGCAAAAUUAGAGCCAUGACAUAUGACCACGCUGGCUGGAAAAGCAUGUGUCUACAUGGAUGUGCAUAAUUGGAUCACCUCAGUGGCCACUGUUUAUAUCAAGUUAUAAUACUUAUCUAGUUUUGUUUUUUUUUUUUCCUAUCUCUCACAGACACACACACACACACACAUACGCAAAGCAGCAAAGCAGAAUCAUUUAACUGUGGCCAGUGGCGCUGCUGUAUGGUACUGGGCAAGCACAGUAUGUGGCAAGAUUGAAUAAAUGCAGGAGCAACUGGAAUUCUAUGUAUGGGCAAGAUAUGCAGUAUAUAAUGUGUGUUUUGUCUAUAUUUAGUGUAUACUGUAGACGUACACCGACAAUAGGCUUAGGAAGGCGUAAACAUGGCCAAGCUGGUCCUACAACAGCUGCAAGGAUAACUUUUUACCAUUAUUUCCUUUUUUUUUUUAGUUGUUGUGUGAUAGACCGAGCAAUAAAGAACAUCAUGUACAUGUGACCAACUAGCAUCAAUUUCUUUUUCACUUCUUAUCAAGCCUUCAAGGUGACAUUAAAUUAAACAUGGCUGUCAAAGAGUCCUUUUAGCACUAGGAGACGUUGCUUUCCACAGUACACAGUGAUGGCAUCUUUGAGCACGAAUGUAAGAAUCAGCUCAAUAGAGAACAAUCAAAAAGCAACGUCUGUAAGUGGAGAUACCAGGAAGUUUUGGAUUACAAAGUGAGGGAAAAAAAAUGGUGUCAAAGUGAAACCAAAGCUUCGCAAACAGGAUGAAGCACUCCCCCGUUACACACAAAGAUAGCUUUCUGGGAGAAUUUUGCUUUAAAGUACGCAUUACAUGAAGAAGUUUUUUUUCAAAUGAAGGAUUGAGACUGAAGGGUAAGAAUGUGAUGUCUCAACUAAAACAUCCAUUACAUCCGCAGAACUGGCAACGAGCGCCAGUUGACGGCCGCUAACACACAGACACAUGACAAUGUUGAGAUGUUGUGCCUCCCUGUCUACAGUGAUGUUCUUUUUCGCAGCUACAGAGGCGCAAAAUCUCAUGACUGUAAUAAAACAAAAGAAUAUCAGAUGCAACUGAACUUUUUGUAUGUAAGCAAAACCCCUUUGGUUUGACCGGAGCUGCUCUCUUUUUUUGCAUUCCGGCAAUCUAUAGUCUGUAAGUACUUGUUGUUGGAAAGAAAGUGCUCCUAUACUUAUCAACUGUAUACAUAAAUAUUUACUUUUUACUGCACGUUUAAUGGGAACUUACUUCACUUACUGAGAAGGAAGAAGAAAAAAAAACUGUAAAACAAAAUGUACAAAAAAAUGUUUUCCCUGUAAACAUGGAAAUUCACCUUAUUGCUUGCUUUUGUUCUACCUAAAGGAACAUGUAGUACAACUUAGUACAUCAAUUUAGACCAUACUUUUUUUUUUUUUCAUUUUCAUACUUGGCAUAAUUUCAUUAGUGUCUUUUAUAUCACCACACAAAUCCAAUUAUCUCAUGUUUCAUUCACAUCAACUUUAUAUCAUGAGAUUUGCACAUUUUUAUCCCCAACUUGUAUUUUACUUUGUAAACCCACACAUUUAUUUCUUACACGAUUAACAGUCAAAACCGUGGAAAUGGUCAUAAUAAUGUACUACGUGUUUUACUUUUUUCCUUUAUCUGGUGCCACUUUGUAUAUUUAGAGUGCUUCUGAAAAAAGAAAAAAAAAAGAACAAAAAAUACUAGAGUGAAUGCAAAUAUGCAAUUGUGCCUUUUUAUACCAAUUGGUAUGAUUAAAUGUUGGUUUGGAAUGGUGCAUAAACAAUUCCGUUGACAUGCUUACAAAAAGACGAUGGGGUGGCAUUUAAGAACGGACUGAAAAACAUUUGCAUAUCUUAGAUGAAAUCCCAUGAUGUCAAAGGCUUCUUGGAGGACAACCAGUCAAAUGUCAGUGAGCCUGUAAGACUAAUUCUCAAAUGGCUAUUGUUCACUGGGUUCAAUUAUCUUGUUGAAAUAUCCAUUCCUAGCAUAGUGCAUUACUGAAUGAGUACAGGUACAUUCAAAAGUUGCUUGUUGGUAGUAAUAAUAAUGAUAUAAUGGAUUUUUUUGUCGUGUUCCACUCAUGUACAUGUAUGACAUCAAAGGUCAAGUAACCUUCUUUGUGCAUGAAACAAGCUCUAGGACUGAAUAUAGAAGCAUAGGAAGAUGAGGGUUUUGUGGGGGGGGGGGCAAUGCUUGGAGACAUUUGACUGCUGAGAGUUGAGGGAGCCUAGAGAUAAAAAUGCUAAUGUGAUGGUUUACUAGGAGGAGUGGAAGCGGGGGAAAAAAAAAAAGCUGCAAGGGAGAGCAUCUGACAGAACACACACCUCAGGAUGUGCUGAGCAACACAACACUCAGACACAGGUUUACAGUAAAUGCAUAUCAGUGUGCGAUGAAACCCUGUUCUCCAAAUAAGAACGGUAUGAUGUUUGCUAUGAUACUGCAAGGUGAUGCUUUGAAUUUACAGAUCAGAUGAAAUGAAAACGACGAUUGUGGCAGGAACCUCAGACAAAAACAGAAGGCAAGAGAAGAAAGAAACAACGCCUGUGCACUGGCAACUACAGUGACAACAGGGCACACUAGUUUGUUUCUGAGUCAGUAAUUGUUUAUUCACUGAACUUUUGUUGCUGCAGAAAUCUGGACAAUUGCAGGUGGUAUAACGUUGGGAUUUUUUUUCUAAACGUUCAACAGAAAACACGUUUGUAUCUUGUUGCCCCAGGUGUGUGUUCAGUCUGUGCUCUCCUCUAUUCAUAUAGCCUUCACAGUGUGUAAUGAGAUUUGUAAUAUUAACCAUUACUAUUUGUCCUGCGACUUGGAUGUUGAUUAUAGAAAUUGAGGAACAAAUUUAUCAUCGUUUAAUAUGAGUCACUAUGCACGCAGCUUAGCUGAACAUGGCAAAGUGUAUUGAACGCAAGUCCACUACUAUUUAUGAGAUAUUUUACAUAAUUUAAUUUGCUUUUGUACAGGUUUGUGUAAAUAAAUUGCUUGUCAUUUUUGUCUCUGCAGAAAUUAAAAUAUAACAUGGUAAAACAAA